Messenger RNA from Sceloporus undulatus (fence lizard), 2252 nucleotides. RefSeq names its product enoyl-CoA delta isomerase 2-like. The record is from RefSeq and is a predicted model, not a curated record. NCBI's taxonomy places the organism in Eukaryota, Metazoa, Chordata, Lepidosauria, Squamata, Phrynosomatidae. Bases 717 to 1709 code for a protein of 330 amino acids. The transcript is spliced from 9 exons. Gene Ontology annotation, molecular function: fatty-acyl-CoA binding.
UGCAUUGUGAAAAACCUGUUUCACAAAAUGGCAUCAAACUAUUGAAAUCUGUAGUGUUGUCUGGGAUAAAAAAAACCCAAAUUGCAAAAUGAAACAGAUUUAUUUGGACAAUUUUUGUCCCAGCUGUUUAAUGUCAGGGAGGGGGAAUACACCACAAGUGGAUGAAAUGGUGGGACGCUGUUUACAACUUAAGUGACAAAGCUGUAGAAUGCCUACCUUGUACGUCUAGUCUCUGAAUAUAUUCUGGGGUAUUGGAUGAGGGUUAAAUUAUGCUGUCUGUUGCAUAAAAUAUGUUCUUGAUGUUCUUGUUUUAAACCUACUCAAUUCACAAAUGUUGGUAGACUUGUCUGGUAACUCUCCCAGUUUUUCUUAAUCUCUCUUUACGGCUGGGUUUUUACAGAAUAAUUUUCUUUGGGCGAUUAAGUGUUUUAUAUAGAGUUGUUAACAGUCUUCUGUCAAGAACAAACAUUCUCUAUAAAGUCUGAGGCCUUUUUCAUAUUGUUCCUUGUUAUAUUCCAAGGGCAAAAGCCAAGUGGCUUUUCUAACAUACUACUAAUCAUACUAUGGUCUCAAAUACUGUCCUAAUUCCUCUGACUCCUGAAUCCUCUAACUCUUGUCCUAAGUUUCAUCACUGGAAAAUGAGAGCAGAGUUGAAAUAUGAACAAGCUGAAGUCUUAUUGUGAAGAUUACAUUGCCCUGUUAUUGGUCUCUGGUAUAUGAUGCUUCCUGCUUGUGUUAAGUAUGCUACUGAGGGCCCAUGUAAUAUUCCAAAACCAGGUGUGCUAGACUUUGUCAACAAGGCCAAAUGGGAUGCGUGGAAUUCACUUGGUACUUUGCCACAGGAAAGUGCGAGGCAGAAAUACAUUGAACUCGUGUCUAGUUUGGUUUCUGCACAGUCAUCUGAGGCUAACGGAACACCUCCUGGUAGCAAAUCUGACUAUGAGACACUGCUGGUUACUACUAAAGACAACAUCACAAAGAUUGUUUUGAAUCGCCCUAAAGUGAAGAAUGCUAUCAACAAAAAGAUGUAUAAUGAAAUCAUUGAAGCACUUGAGGAAGCAGCAAAGGAUGACUCUGUUAUAACAGUUAUUACAGGCAGUGGAGAUUACUACAGCAGUGGAAAUGAUUUGAACAACUAUGCCAACAUCCCAACAGAUAAUAUAGAGGAGGAAGCAAAGAAGAGUGCACAGAAUCUGAAAAACUUUGUUGACCAUUUUAUUGAUUUUCCUAAGCCAUUGAUUGCCGUUGUGAAUGGGCCAGCUGUUGGAAUCUCCGUGACUCUCCUUGGACUGUUUGACAUUGUAUAUGCUACUGACAGAGCUACAUUUCACACACCUUUUAGCAACCUGGGUCUGAGUCCAGAAGGAUGUUCCUCAUAUACAUUUCCCAAAAUUAUGGGUUUAGCCAAGGCUGCUGAGGUGCUGCUUUUCAACAAGAAGCUGACUGCUGCAGAAGCCUGUUCCCAGGGGCUUGUGACAGAGGUUUUUCCUGACAAUGCUUUCCAGAAAGAAGUGUGGAUAAGAUUGAAGGAAUAUGCAAGCCUUCCGAGAAACUCCUUGACAGUCUCCAAGCAGUUGCUACGAAGCAUGGACAAAGAUAAGCUACAUGAAGUUAACUCUCAAGAGUGUGUGUGCCUCCAAGAAAGAUGGACGUCUGAUGAGUGCUUGAAUGCUGUAGUGAGCUUCUUUCAAAAGAAAUCAAAACUGUGAUGUCUUCCCAGUCAUACACGAAGCAUUUCUAUAAAACUAGUUUCUUUACUGCAGGAACAAUUGUCAUUAAAUUAAUAGUUCAGAUGCGUAUCCAGAUUGUGCCUUAAUGCUGAUAAGGAUAAUCCACUUAAUAUAUUGAUGACACCAUUACUGAAAUCACAAAGUUACUAAAGUUGCAGAGUUUUUUGUCUUUCGGAAUUUGGGUGUGACAUAUUUGGACAUGAACUUGUGAUGCCAAAAACAUCGCAUACUUCUUUCUGGCCCAUUAGGUGGGAAAGCACUCAUUGCUUUACAUGCUGAGCUGACCUCUUUGAAUACGAUAAUCACUGUUUGUCUUCCGAAAGGGACCACUGAUUCAAUCUCACCAAAUUUCACAAGCUCUUGCAGAACUGAUUUCUGGUCAUACUGUGUUGACAUGCUCUUUGGUGUCCAUCUGUUGUAAAGAGGGAAAGGUGUCAUUAUUUGUGUUAGAAAAUUUGAAUAAAUAUAUAUUCUUUACAAAUGUUUAUGUUAAGAAUAAAUGCUGUGCAGCUUUAUAACAAU